This is a messenger RNA of Lottia gigantea (owl limpet), 609 nucleotides long. RefSeq lists its product as hypothetical. The record is from RefSeq and is a predicted model, not a curated record. NCBI's taxonomy places the organism in Eukaryota, Metazoa, Mollusca, Gastropoda, Lottiidae. Gene Ontology annotation, biological process: reticulophagy; protein-DNA covalent cross-linking repair. Gene Ontology annotation, cellular component: replication fork; endoplasmic reticulum membrane; autophagosome membrane. The transcript is spliced from 3 exons. The coding region runs from base 1 to 609 and encodes 202 amino acids.
AUGCUUCCAGUUGCUGGAUUCAUUGUUUGUGUUGCUCUUAUAUUGUUUGCAUUCCUCGUGUAUUCCGGACUUUUCCACAAGGUUGUUGUUAGUGUAGGCUCUCCACCAAUUGGAAAAAUUCUAAUAGCUUACAAAUUUUCAACAGGACCGUACAAGAAUGUUGGAAAUCUGUUCAAAGAAGUUGGUGAACUGGCACCACACAAUGCAUGUCUUGGAAUCUACUAUGAUGAUCCAGGCCAAUUUCCAAGUCAUCUAUUGAGAUGGGCAGUGGGUUCAAUAUUAGCUUAUGAUGACGAAACACCAUCAAGAGAGGCGAAAAAAUUAUUUGAAUCUAAGGGUUAUAAAUUUACCACAUUGCCUGCGAUAUCGAAAGCUAUGGUGACGUCAUUUCCGUACAAGAAUUUUAUGUCGAUUAUAAUAGCUGUUAAUAAAGUCUACUCGGCAAUGGAGAGAUAUGAGAAGGAACACAAACUGUAUGCAUGUCCUUAUAUGGAAAUAGCUGAAGGCGGUCACUGUAAUUAUAUGGCACCGUUAGAACGGCAGGAUGAUUUUUAUUUGGAAGAGUUGAAGAUUGAUGGCAAAAUUGUGUAUGAACCGACUGACAAAUAG